Theobroma umbraticum is the source of this 855-nucleotide messenger RNA. The record is from RefSeq and is a predicted model, not a curated record. Lineage: Eukaryota; Viridiplantae; Streptophyta; Magnoliopsida; Malvales; Malvaceae.
AUGGCCACCGCUACAGGGUCGAUAGUUUGCUGUUCGAUUUGCUUAGAGGAGGCAUCUGACAAUUGUGAUCGAACUAUUGUGCGACUUCGAUGUUCGCAUGUUUUUCACCUUGACUGCAUCGGUUCUACCUUUAACUCGACGGGUGUGAUGCGAUGCCCUAAUUGCCGACAAAUUGAAAAUGGCACUUGGAGGCGCUUUGGUUAUUGGAAUAUGCAAGACUUGGGUGAAGAGUAUUGGAUUAACGAUGAUGUGGAAGACAUUGUCUGGUAUAAUCCAAGGCCACGAACUGAGGAGGCUGCAUUCCAUUCUGACGAAUGGGCUAGGAGAUUAUCAGUAGCCCAUGGGUAUAAUCGCGGGGUUGAGCACAGUGAGGUUGUUGGUUCCAAUGACAUCUAUCGUCAUUCUCCUUUUAGGGGUGGAGUUGCAGAAUUUAGUACCAAUCAGGUUACAACUAGAUUUGCAUCCUCUGGGCAUGCAGCACAAAUGGAGUCUGCUGGUCAUCUAUUUGCUCAUGAUAAUCAAGGUUCAUCAUCACCAGCCAUACUUGCUUCAAUGACAAAUGGUCCAAUCCAUGAUAACUUUCAAUGGUCACGACCAUUUGGCAAUUCACCACCACCGGCAUUACAUGCUUCAAUGGCGUCUGGCUGGGGGGUGAUCACUGGAUUUAUGGGGCAUACAUCCAAUGGGAUUCAAUUAGAUCAUGCAGGUCCGUCUUCAUCAGUACAGAUUGGGUUUCCAUUCCAUGUAUCAUCAUCUGAACAGACUACGGACCUCUUUCACGAAAGCAACGUAGAUUCUGCAGCUAAGCUAAGCAGGAAAUAUGAACAGUGGUUUGCAGAACAAUCUAGAGAUUAA